UCAAAAGAUGCGAGACUUCGCAUUCGCGCUGUGGUUCGUCGGUUCUUCAUUACAACAACAACAAAAGAAACAACACGGGGCACGUGUGCACCGCGUCUAGCACCGAGAUGGACUGUUUUCGCGAAUAUGAGUGUCUCAAUCGCAUUUCUAUACUCCGCGAUAUCCUGGUUCUGGAGCGCGCAGAGUUGAUAACAACCCAACUGUCAAGCCUGCGGAAAAAGUUAUAUAUGUCCUCGCUCUCCCGCGGAUUCCAGGCUUCUGAAGACAACCAGGCUUCGCUCCUUCAUUCACUUGCCCACUCCAAGUCGUUCCUUUUCCAUUCUACCUACUGCGGGGAUCCUCUCUCGACUGCUAAUUAACCCUAAACAUAUAUAUAAGUCUUCAAUCAUUUAUUCCCAAGACACCUUCUCUUGACACAUUCCCAAAAUGGCACCCCUUUUCUCCUGGCGCCAGGCCAUCGUGGCCGCUCUCUUCGUCACCGGGCAGGCUGCCCCCCUUCUCCAGGCAAGGCAGCACGUCCGCAAGUCGGACCAGACUCAGACCGUGGAUUCUGCGGCUCUUCAGACUCUUCUGCAGGGACUCGUGGCCGGCAUAGGGGCGGGGGCGGGAGCUCCCCCUGCUGUCACGGUCCCUGACAUCAAGUCCACCCAAGGCGUGCUCGCACCGCCGGUUCUCCCCUCUCGCGGCCACGACAAUGAUGGCACUAGCGGCAUUAGCAAGAGGGCCGACACUGCCGAGUCCGGCGAAAGCAAGCUCCCAGAGGGGUUGCUCGAAAAGAUCAACAAGGACGGCAUCACCGUAAAAGGUGUCGUGGACGGCACGGUCAACUUCGUCAAGCCCCUCAUCACCAGCCAACAGAGCACCGACGGAACCAACGACGACAACGUGGACCUGGCGGAUAUCGUCGGUCUUCUCACCGGCAACGAAAACUCCGCAGAGAAAGUUGAGAACGGUUUCGAAGGGCGUGAGAGCUCCCUUGAUGAGUUGUUCGGCGAGAAAGAAGGCGACAACGAAAGUGGCAACGACGAAGAAGGCAACGACGAAAUCGGCAACGACGAAAUCGGCAACGACGAAGAAGGCGACGACGAAAUCGGCAUGAGCAGCAGCAGCAAGAGCAAGGUCAAACGCAAGGUUGUUGCGCGAGCUGAAGAAGAAGAGGACCCGACCUUGAUGGAGGUCCUCCUCAAGCUCCUUGGUGUUCCCAACAGCGAGGAGGAAAGUGGCGCCAACUGACGACAACGAACGCCCAUGAUGGCCAGAAUGAUCAUGGAUACGGGGAACGAACAUGUUGAUGCCGAGAGGUCGGUGGUUCUUCGGUCGGCCGGGCUGAGGUCGCGUGCCCGGCUGCUGAUGCCAACGGCCCUGACUUGAUCGUGUGCUUGGGCAAUGUCCAAGAUAACCAUUGAGGAUACCAAGCGGAGUGGUGACGUUUCCAUUCUGUGGUUGUCUCUGUAUUAAUUAAUUUACACUUACAUUACUGCGGCAGUGUUUAGCGGAGGAACAUGAAGAUGGCUCAUCAACUGAAGCAGCUAAGAUGUGAAAUGGGCAAUCUCAUAUUACCUUGUGGUGACUUAUUGAUCGGAAUAAUGCUAUGCCUCGGUAGAUACUAGAUGCCUUUUGGGCGCUUCCGAAGACCGUCUUGCCAGCUCAUACCGCUCUCAUGGUGUGUAAAGAUAGGUUUGGUGAGGAUCCCUCUAUAUGGCAGAGCUUACAACAACAACAACAACAACAAAUGACGCUCG
This is a messenger RNA of Thermothelomyces thermophilus ATCC 42464, 1742 nucleotides long. RefSeq lists its product as uncharacterized. Bases 427 to 1233 code for a protein of 268 amino acids. The record is from RefSeq and is a predicted model, not a curated record. NCBI's taxonomy places the organism in Eukaryota, Fungi, Ascomycota, Sordariomycetes, Sordariales, Chaetomiaceae. The transcript has a single exon.